AUAUUAUUCAAAUUUGAAGCUCUGCUCAUUUUCGCAGAGACCCUCCCAAAGCUAGGGCACAAUACCAUUGUAAUUCAGUUCGCGAUUGUUUCUACAGGUUCGUUUAUUUUUUAUUUUUUUAUUUUUUGCAAUUCUGCAUUUUAUGAAUGUCGCCGGCGUGCGUUUCUGAAAUUGCGAGUUACGAUUGAUAGUUAUUGCUAGCGUCUUGAUUCUGGGUGUUAUUGGUGAAGCUCGUUCAGUUGUUAUUUACUACAGUCAGAGUUCAUCCUCGAGUGGUAAGUAAAAUAUACAUGUUACAUUUUUUUCGGUGUUGCUUGAAUCUUUUGGCAGAUAAUUUCUGUAAUUCGCCGCAAUUUUGCUCUAAUUCCUCUUUGUGAUGUCGAAUUGUGUGUCGUGUUCAGAGUGAGUUAUAGUAUGUUUGUUGCCUGCUCAUGUGCUUGUUUGUCGUAGAUAUUCAAUUUUAGGUGCACAUAUCUAUUUUUGUUACUUGUUCUUGUGCUUGAUUGUGGUGGUCAGAUAAAUGUGGUCGUGGAUGUUAUUGUUUUUGACUGGAUAUGCUUGUUGUCGUUUACUCACUUUCAUUUUGUUGAAUAUGCACUAGUGUACAUAACAGUUCCAUUUUGUGCUAGAACAUGGAGUCUGUGAGUAGACAGAAACUACUGUCUAAUUUGAGGCGUAGAAACUCGUUUGUGUGUAUGGCUGUUGAGGAGUUAUUGCAGGAACAAUUGUUGCAGCUAGUGGUUGUGGUUGAUUGCAUAGAGAAGUCUAGGUCACGAAAAAGAAAACGUCGGGUAUUGGCUGAGCCUUAUGGGAUGCUCCAUAGAAUACCUGACCAAGUUAAGUACUUGAAUAGGAUGAUAGACUUUAGUGAUACGAAUUGUAUCAUAAACCUGCGGAUGGAUAGGAAUACCUUUGGGAGAUUGGUUCAGUUGUUGAGAUAUUUGGGCGGACUUAAAGAUGGUAGACAUGUAACGGUUGAAGAGCAAGUGGCAAUGUUUUUAUCUGUGCUUGCUCAUCACAAAAAGAAUAGGGUGGUUAAGUUUAACUUUUGGAGGUCGGGUCAGACGGUUUCGCAUUACAUACAUGUUGUUCUCAGAGCGAUAUUAAGCUUACACGUGCAAUUGCUUGUUAAACCGACUCUUGUUCUAGCAAACUCCGAUGACUCGCGAUGGAAAUGGUUCAAGGGGUGUCUCGGUGCGUUAGACGAGACUUAUAUCAAUGUGAUGGUGCCUAAUAGCGAUAAGCCGUGAUAUAGAACUCGGAAAGGACAAAUUUCAACGAACACUCUAGCUGUUUGUGAUCAAAAUCUUAAAUUUGUGUAUGUUUUACCCGGAUGGGAUGGCUCAGCAGCAGACUCUAGGGUGUUACGCGAUGCUCUUACCCGAGCCAACGGCUUCAAAGUGCCAAGAGGGUCAUACUGCUUGUGUGACAAUGGAUAUGCCAACUCAGAGGGAUUUUUGACGUCUUACAAGGGCGUACGUUACCGCCUGAAAGAAUGGGGGCCGACGGCGGCGCGACCGCAAAAUGCUGAAGAGUUAUUCAACUUGCGUCAUGCAAAGGCUCGCAAUAUCAUAGAGCGUGCUUUUGGGGUGAUGAAAAUGAGGUGGGGGAUACUGCGGAGCACGACUUUCUACUCAGUUAACAUUCAAAAUAGGCUUAUCAGUGCCUGUUUUUACUUAACAACUUCAUAAGAAAUGAGAUGGAUGUAGAUCCAAUUGAGCAUGCAUUUGACAACCUACCCACAAACAAUGAAUAUGCUGAGCCAGAACACGAAGUUUACAUUGAUGCAGUCGAGCCAUCCCAAGAGUGGACUGCUAAUAGGAAUGCCAUCGCACAUGAAAUGUGGCAGCAAUACUUGCUGCAACACUGAGGUGUGAAAGGCUAGCAAUAUCUACCUGUAGAGAACCUGCACAAUGCCUCGCAAAUGCAUGCUAUUUAUGAAAGGGAUGCUUCUGAUGGACAAAUCAAGUUCAUUUUACUGUCAUUUUGUGCGUUUUUGCUUGGGAUUGUUGUUGCAAAAAUGUUCUAAUAUAUUGUAUAUGGUGUCAUGUGUAUGGAACAUUCUGUCAUUUUGUUAUCUUGGACUUAGGCAAUGAAGAUGUAUUAUAUGAAUGGAGAUAUUUGUGACUAUGAAUGGAGACGAUCACUUUAAUCA
Molecule: messenger RNA, 2155 nt
Organism: Salvia miltiorrhiza (redroot sage)
Lineage: Eukaryota; Viridiplantae; Streptophyta; Magnoliopsida; Lamiales; Lamiaceae
Exons: 3
Coding region: 633-1250 (205 amino acids)
Source: RefSeq, a predicted model, not a curated record